Messenger RNA from Lytechinus pictus (painted urchin), 2585 nucleotides. Its product is annotated as periostin-like. The transcript is spliced from 5 exons. Gene Ontology annotation, biological process: extracellular matrix organization; cell adhesion. The record is from RefSeq and is a predicted model, not a curated record. Bases 117 to 1193 code for a protein of 358 amino acids. Lineage: Eukaryota; Metazoa; Echinodermata; Echinoidea; Temnopleuroida; Toxopneustidae. Gene Ontology annotation, cellular component: extracellular matrix. Gene Ontology annotation, molecular function: cell adhesion molecule binding.
CACUUUGAGGUACGAGAUGGCGAAGAGAGUGUAUAUAAACUGCUACCCAGGCUCCUUCGCCACACCUUGUCUUUAGUGGGUCCAGGCUGGUCGGACGUAUCUCUGUCAAUCUGCUCAUGCACCAAGCAACCACGAACUUGACCAUGCAGUCUGUUGUCGCCUUUCUAGCCGUUCUGGUCGGGGUAGCCGUUGCCGUCAAGCCGACACCGAAACCGGCGUCGUCGGACGAUAUCAAGCAGAAGAACCGAGAGAUCUCGUCCACAGAGUACCUGAGGAAGAUGUUGGAGAAGCCCUCUCCAAAGAUGUUCUUCAGUCCCAUUGAUGUGUCCACCCGUGACGACGUCCUCGACAUGUUGGCAAUCCUGGGGCUCCGUGAGGCAUCCAAGAUUGCAGAGCAGGUUAACAUGAGGCAGAUGCUCAGGGACGAACAACUUGCAUCCGUCACGCUAUGCCUGCCCAAUGACGAGGCUGUCCAGAAAUGGAAGAGGGAACUUCCCGACAAACUGAAACCAGACCAGGCGUCUCUGAAGCAACUUGUCAGGGCGUGGGUGAUUCCAGGAACGAUCAGAUCUACAGAUGUCGUCAACAACCAGAUGGUCCAAAGCUUAAACGGCGCCAAACUUCGAUUCAAUGUUUACAACCAGGUCACGAAGGUGGUCACCGUGAAUGGAGCUAAAAUCGUUAAAGCCGAUAUUAUGGCAAGCAAUGGACUCGUUCAAGUAGUCGACAAGGUGAUCUAUCCACUACCGGUCGGUAACGUCGUUGAUACCCUGGAUGACAACGAGGCCUUCUCCAUCGUCUUCGAUCUCCUGAAACAUGCUGACCUCGUUGAUCUUGCAGUAUCCGACCCCGUCACCGUUCUUGUGCCAACAAAUGCCGCCUUCUAUGCGCUUCCAUCUGGAGCCCUUUCGGACCUCCUGAGAAACAUGACUAAACUACGAAAUAUUCUAAAGAACCACGUGAUCUCUGACGUCAGAUAUUCUGCCUCACUGUCAUCGGGGCAAAGGCUUCGAACCUCUCAAGGAAGCGAGAUCUCGGUCACCAUUGAAAACGGAAAAAUCAUCUUGAACAAAGAAAGAGACCAAUCUAAAGCGAGCCAGGUAAUCAAAGCCGACAUCCCGACCACCAACGGAGUCAUUCACGUCAUCGAUCGGGUCAUCAUUCCAUCUCAAGAACAUUACGUCCUCGUCUAAGACUUCAUGGCGUCAAUUUGAAAUUUUGUACUAGUUCAAUUUAAUUGAUAGUUUUAGUAAGUUGAUCACGUGGUGAUACCAUGCAGCCGAACCCAAAAGUCUAAAAUACAAUACAUGAUUUAAGAUUAGACAUCUAAUGUUUAUCUUUCCCAUUCAAUUUCUUGAUACUACUAACCAGUAUUUGCUCAGAAUUUAUGUUUCUGAUGAAUUUCAUAUCCCUUGCCUGUAGUUGAAGUGAUCUUUUAUUUUCAAUAAUAAAUUUCCCUCGGCAUAAUAAGUUAUAUCGCACAGACUUCAUUAUUGUACAUUAAAUCCAUUUUUAAAACAUGAAUGAAGAGUGGAGAAUGAAUGUAUGAACAGACCGCUUUAUGAUUUGAUUAGAAUGUGUGAAAUGAUGGAUGCAUGUGUGAAAUGAUUACUGUCAAACAUUGAAGUUGUCCAUCCAUGCUGUACUUGUGAUGUCGAGAAAUUUCAACCCCUUCUUGAUGUUAAAAUUUCAGUUUCUCUCGACACAAAGCAUUGAUUCAUGCAAAUUACAUGGACAUGAUGGGAGAACGGAGAGGCUUUUGUCGAAUGUUGGUCGACCGGGACAGCAGCGUCUCGUGACUCUGGACAUAUAACAAUUUCUAAUUGUUCGUCCGGUCCAUCUUCGGACGAUCUGCUGUCCAGGUCCAACUGUCGACAAAAGCCUCUCGGCUCUCCACUGUGAUUUGACUUUCAUUUUCAACAAAUGAAAGGAAUUGGUGCGUUGUAUAGAGAGUGGCCGCGUCAUAAUGCAAUCCCUACGCAGAAGCUCUCUGAAGCAUUGAGAAUCUAAAUACAAAAGCUCUUUCAUCAGCCUUGUCAAAUCGGUAAAUCAAAAUAACAUUGUCGUUUUAGAUAUAAACCACAUUUAUUUGUAAAUUUUCAUCGGCUCCUAAUCUUAGGACGAUUUACCCUUCUGGUUCACCAAUUUUCGAUAAUGACCUAAGCCGUUCAUUCUGUUUUGAUAAACAUUUUCAAUAUAUUCUCAAUGUUCUUGAAAGAGUCCGCGUAGUAGUUGUGAAAUCCCAUAUGAUAACGACAAGUUUUAUGCAACGGCAUCCAGCAUAAUGUGACCAAUUCACGCCACGAAUCUAAUGAUACACUCUUAAAACCACGUGUUUGUGUAUAUUCGGUGUCCCACCCGCCGAAAUGAUUAAAUUAAACAUUUCUUAUUGCACUCUAAAUUCCAAGAAUUUGAAAUAAAUCAAGAUCGGUUGUGAAUGUUGACCAACCAAAUUUUUGAUUUAUUUUUAAUCUUUAGGAUAUUCAACUUUUAAAUCUGAUUUGAGUUCAAAUAUUUUAGCUCUAUUUAAAGCCCAAUGGUUUAAAUCUUAAUCUAAUAUUCGGCUGGUCACCAUUCACAGCCGA